AGAGCCGUCGCCCCGGCCAGGGCCAGUAUGGUGCAGCCUCAAACCUCCAAGGCCGAAGGCCCCGCCGCGGCAGCUGCCAGCGCCCCGAUGGACGACGUGAUCGACACCCUGACCUCACUGCGCCUCACCAACUCGGCGCUGAGGCGCGAGGCGUCCACGCUGCGCGCCGAGAAGGCUAACCUCACCAACAUGCUGGAGAGCGUGAUGGCCGAGCUGACCCUGCUGCGCACGCGGGCGCGCAUCCCCGGCGCGCUGCAGGUCACGCCGCCCAUCUCAGCCAUCACCUCCAGCGGCUCGAGGCCCAUGACCACGCCGCCCACCUCUCUGCCCGAGCCCUUCUCCGGGGACCCCGGCCAGCUGGCCGGCUUCCUGAUGCAGAUGGACAGGUUCAUGAUCUUCCAGGCCUCCCGCUUUCCCGGCGAGGCAGAGCGCGUGGCUUUCCUGGUGUCCCGACUGACGGGGGAGGCCGAGAAGUGGGCCAUCCCGCACAUGCAGCCCGACAGCCCUCUGCGAAACGACUACCAAGGCUUCCUGGCCGAGCUGCGCAGAACCUACAAGUCGCCGCUGCGCCACGCACGGCGCGCACAGAACCGCAAGACCUCGGCCUCCAACCGGGCGGUGCGUGAGCGGCAGCUGUUGUGCCGCCAGCUGGCCGCCACGGGCACGGGUCCCUGCCCGGUGCACCCAGCCUCUACCGGGGCCAGCCCAGCGCCGGCGCUGCCCUCGCGAGCACGGAACCUUUAAGCAUCUGUUGCCACCACCACGCCGGUCGCAUCGCAGCCGCCCGUGCCUAGCGCCCACUGUUGGCAGUGUAGAACUGUCUGAUCACCAGUGACGCCCGUGUGUGAAGCCAUCCCCUGCCGCCUCUCCUGCCCGGGUCCACCG
This is a messenger RNA of Ochotona princeps (American pika), 885 nucleotides long. RefSeq names its product retrotransposon Gag like 6 (gene RTL6). The coding region runs from base 28 to 744 and encodes 238 amino acids. The transcript has a single exon. NCBI's taxonomy places the organism in Eukaryota, Metazoa, Chordata, Mammalia, Lagomorpha, Ochotonidae. The record is from RefSeq and is a predicted model, not a curated record.